Humulus lupulus (European hop) is the source of this 396-nucleotide messenger RNA. RefSeq lists its product as uncharacterized. The coding region runs from base 1 to 396 and encodes 131 amino acids. The transcript is spliced from 2 exons. The record is from RefSeq and is a predicted model, not a curated record. NCBI's taxonomy places the organism in Eukaryota, Viridiplantae, Streptophyta, Magnoliopsida, Rosales, Cannabaceae.
AUGGGAGAAAGAAAGUAUCUUGGUCCAGAUCUUGUCAGAAGGACAACUAAAGUAGUAGAGAAAAUAAGAAAAAGAAUGUUAACUGCUCAGAGUAGAAAAAAUAGUUAUGCUGAUCGAAAGCGAAGAGAUGUGGAUUUCAAUAUUAUGGACAAGGUAUUAUUAUUGAGAAAAUACGUUCCAGAUCCUUCACAUGUGCUAAACUACGAGUCAAUAGAAGUUGAACAAGACCUAACAUAUGAAGAAAAACCAGUGAAAAUUCUUGAUAGAAAAGAGAAAGAGUUGAGAAAUAAGAAUAUUUCACUGGUUAAGGUCUUGUGGAGAAGUUCAAAUAUUGAGGAAAUGACAUGGGAACGGGAAGAUGAAAUGAGAUCCAAAUACCCAGAGUUAUUUGGGUAA